Messenger RNA from Exophiala viscosa, 1377 nucleotides. RefSeq names its product poly hydrolase. NCBI's taxonomy places the organism in Eukaryota, Fungi, Ascomycota, Eurotiomycetes, Chaetothyriales, Herpotrichiellaceae. The transcript is spliced from 2 exons. The coding region runs from base 166 to 1140 and encodes 324 amino acids. The record is from RefSeq and is a predicted model, not a curated record.
GACUCAAACAGGAAUACACAGGGCCGAUAUUCGCAUUCCUUAUUCGACUUCGCUGAGGACACCUACAUAUUUCAGCUUCGACGUUUGCUACCUGUUGUUUAUGCUUCUUGCGUGAUGUUAUGAGAUAUCCUUCCCAAGUGCUUCAGUCACCGCUCUCUUCGUGAGAUGGCAGAUCUCAAUACCUUUUCAACAGCCCAAGUCCCACCUCAGUUCCUCAAGUCUGCUUUCCUCGUUGGCAAAAUCCCGUUUCGGACCUGCCGUUCCCAUCCCAGUGUCUGCUACACUCUAUACAUCCCGCCUCAUGCAUACAAUCCUGAUCCCAGUCGGACAACCGACGGGAAUCCAGCAUACAGCCUCCCCUGUCUUCCCCUAAUUGUCAGCAUUCAUGGAACAGGACGCAAUGCCGAGAACUGCCGCGAUCGACUCAUCGACUUCGCCGACAAGGAGCACGUCGCAGUCCUGGCACCAUUGUUCCCGGCAGGCAGCGAUGGACCGUCCGGCCUCGAUGGCUACAAGGUGUUACGCGCGAAAGGGCUGAACUCAGACCUCGUCUUGCUGGACAUUUUGGACGAGAUUGAGGCUGUCUGGCCAGGAAUAUCCACCCAGAAGAUCUUCCUGACCGGCUUCUCUGGCGGCGGACAAUUCGCACUCCGAUUUUUGUACAUUCACCCUCAGCGAGUCAAGGCUGUGAGCAUUGGUGCCCCAGGUCGAGCGACACUCCUGAGUGAUCAAGAAUGGCCAAGAGGGGUCGGAAACAUUGAAAGCAUCUUUGGCGCUGGGACUAUGGUGGACAUCGAAAAGAUUCAGGUCAUCCCGAUUCAGUUGAACGUUGGGUCCGAGGACAACUACAUCCAUGGCGGCGAUGACUUCUGGGCAUUCGUCCAGGAAAUGAAAGCCAACCUGCGAAAAAGUGGAGCAAUAGAUCCUCAAGCUCAUCAAGAUCCAGGUCUCGAGACCAUGAAAGAAGGGCGACUCGACGCCCUGACAAGGCUGCGAGAUUCGUGGGAAAGUCAUGGAAUCCACGCCGCACUGGAUAUUGUCCCGGGCAUAGCGCACGAGUCAAUCAAAGCGCUUCCCAUGGUUUUGGAGUUUCUCCAGCCUCAAAUCGAAGGAUUCGGAAGGGCUGCCGCUCUUUCAUAGAUUCUAACGGACGCUGGUCAUGAGUCCCUAUCGACAUUGAAGUUGCUGACUUUACGAGGCUACCCCGUAUACUUUGCCCAUUUCAUUGCCGGGGAUUGACCGACAGCCUCGUGGCGCCUAUUUAUAGUCAUGUCUCUUACGCUGUUGAAACACUCCUGACCACCCAAUCCGUCUGUGUCAGUGACCAGUACCCUCAGACAGAUGUACGGAGUAUGGCCGCAAUAUCUCAAGCUUCGU